This is a messenger RNA of Plasmodium vinckei vinckei, 555 nucleotides long. RefSeq names its product cell traversal protein for ookinetes and sporozoites. The record is from RefSeq and is a predicted model, not a curated record. The transcript has a single exon. Lineage: Eukaryota; Apicomplexa; Aconoidasida; Haemosporida; Plasmodiidae. The coding region runs from base 1 to 555 and encodes 184 amino acids.
AUGAAUAAAUUAACAAAAUUGUCAGUUAUAUCAUCGAUCCUUGUAUUUUUUUGCUUUUUUAACGUUCUUUGUUUGAGAGGCAAAAAUGGAUCAGAAAUGUCAUCAUCUCUUGAAGGUGGAGUAGAAUCUGCCAAUCGUAUAAAAAACAGUUUAUCGUCAUUUAUAUCAGAAUCUGCAUCAGUGGAUGAUAUUGGAAAUGGAUUAGCUGAAACAAUUACCAAUGAAAUCUUUAGUGCAUUUCAACAAGACUCAGCAUCAUUUUUACAAACCCAAUUUGACAUAAAAAAACAUAUAAAAGAAAAUGCAAAGAAAGUACUUAUUGAAGCCAUAAGAUUAGGAUUAGAACCAAUUGAGAAGAUUGUAGCACAAUCUAUUCAACCUCCUAAAGUCAACCGUCAUACAUACUCAUUAGUGUCUCCAGUAGUGAAAGCGCUUUUUAACAAGAUAGAAGAGGCUGUUCACAAACCAGUUAGUGAUAAUAUAUGGGAGUAUGAAGGUGGUAAUGAAGAAUAUGAUGAAAACGAAGAAGAAUUCGACAAUGAUUUAUUUAAUUAA